Messenger RNA from Rotaria sordida, 1023 nucleotides. The record is from the annotation of a GenBank genome assembly. NCBI's taxonomy places the organism in Eukaryota, Metazoa, Rotifera, Eurotatoria, Philodinida, Philodinidae.
AUGCAACAUGUGCUUAUUCUUGAUGAUGAUCAAAAAUAUUUAAAAUUACUUGAAUUACUUGGUAUAUAUCAACCACAAGGUUCUGUUCUUGUAUUUGUUGAUAAACAAGAACAUUGUGAUGAAUUAAUGAAAAAUUUAAUGAGAAAUUCAUAUCCAUGUAUGUCACUACAUGGUGGUAUUGAUCAAUAUGAUCGUGAUUCAACAAUAAUUGAUUUUAAAAGUGGUGAUAUGUCAUUAAUGAUUGCAACAUCAGUUGCUGCACGUGGUUUAGAUGUUAAAGAUUUAAUUCUUGUUGUUAAUUAUGAUUGUCCAAAUCAUUAUGAAUAUUAUGUACAUCGUUGUGGACGAACAGGUCGUGCAGGAAAAAUUGGUUAUGCAUAUACAUUUUUAACACCAGCACAAGAACGAUAUUCUGGUGAUAUAAUACGUGCAUUAGAAACAUCAGCUAUGGGUAAAAAAGUUGAAACUGGUGGUGGUUUUAGUGGACAUGGUUAUAAAUUUGAUUCAUCUGAAACACAAUUAAAAGAUGAACAAAAAAAAAUACAAAAAGUUGUUAUGGGUUUAGGAGAUUCGGAUGAAGAUGAAGAAAGUCAAGAUAUCGAUCAACAAAUUCAAUCAUUAUUUAAAAGUAAAAAAUCAAUUAAAGCUAAAGGUGAUACACCAGUCUUACCAAAUGCAUCAACUACUCAAAAUGAAGAAGUUAGUGAUACAGCUACUAUCAAUGACACAGCAUCAAAAUUAGAAUUAGCUAAAAAAGCAGCUGCUCGGCUUACAUUUACUAAAUCCGAAACUCGAGAUUCUAUACAAGAAGCAACAACUUCAUUAUUUCAACGUGGUGGUACAUUAAAUCAAGCCGUAUCUGUGAGAUUUAAAGCUGAAAAAGAAUCUGAUUUAGAUCAAACUAUAUCAAGUAAAAAAGAAAAUGUUAAUGCAAUUGACGAAAUAACAAAUGCAUUUACAUCAUCAACAGUUCGUUAUCUUGAUGGUCUACAUUAUUAUCCAAAUAUCUUCCAGAUGCACUAA